AAGACAUAGUUUAUUUCAUUCAAAAGUAUAUCCAUACAUUGCACAUAUUCACACCUUUUGUAAGUAGAUAUAACUAUUUUUCUCAGAACUUUAACCUAAUAUUAUUACCAAUAAAUAUUUAUAAGCAAAUGCGCGAUAAGUUUUGCAAUACUUUAGUUCCAUCCCAUUUAUUAUACAUAUAUUGCAAUCAGACUUAUAUUUUGCAUAAUCGAUAGUUUUGCAAUCCAUUAUUUACAGAUCUGCUGUCUAAAUUAUAUGCCUAUUAUAAAUAUUAACAAAUUAUUGUUUAUAUUUAGAGUUUUAGAUGUGUUUAAGUGAGGGUCUUCCACUUCAUCAGUCGAAUGUUCAAAUGGUGACUUUAAAAAUUCCAAAUAGAGUUGACUCAUGGUAAAUCCAGUAAAAUUAUGGGAGGCACUCCUAAAACUCACUAAUCUUUCCCAGAUAAAUUCUGGUUUGUAUAGUAGGGUUUCUGAAAAAAUGUUAAAUGAAAUUAAAUCGUAAUUCCUUCAUCACACCAAUUCUAAUAGCGAGAGUAUAAAAACACUUUUCUGCAUAAAACUUUUCUAACUCUCCUGUAUUUUAAUGUUCAACAAAAAAUUAUUUUUCAUAUUUUUUAGGAAAUCAAUUAAAGUAAAUAUUUUUUUUUUGCAAUUUUUCAAAUUGUUACGUCAAGUGAGAAAUAGGCAGUAUGGACGACAAAGAUCCGGUAUUAAAAUUUUGGACUGAAUUCACCUGCGCCUACCCAUAUUCGCAAAAGAUGUGUAAUGGUUUCUCAAAAUUGUUCCGUUUCGUUUUCGACAACCACUUGGACUCGGUGGGCACAUUCGACACAAUGUUGUUGUCAUCCUUUUUAUUAAUUUUCCUAGCAUUUUUGGUCGUAACCAUGCUCACGAUAUUCGAAAAAGAUCAGAAGUCUUUGCAGCAAAUAAAAGAUAAAGUUAGGCAUUCAACUGCAGUUAUCGCCCAGCUCGCAGCAACUUUAUGGACCAUAAGAGAAACGAAAUUCAAAAGUAUCUCGCCGGAAGGAUAUCGAAGAAUAAAGGAAAAUAAAGAAGCAAUAUUGGCUUUAAAAAAUCCAUCACAAUCUGUGGCGAUGGAUAUCCCAAAGGAAGCACUAGAAAAACCGAAGGAAGUGAAGAAAAAAUUUGUUAGAGGUUUCAAGCCCUUUAAGGGGGAUUUAUCACCACCGCCAGCGAAAAGUGCACCGUACUCUAUUUUGAAACGGUCAAAGCUUGUUCAGCAAAAAAAGGCUUGCAGCCUUUCCAUUGUACAAAGUAAAAGACCAAAAAAUUUACGAGUUGUUGCUAGCACUGUUUCGCUCAACAAAAGACAAUCAGAUUCUACAACACCAAGGUCCACUAGCGAGGGUGCUGAAACUAGAAAUAUUGGCUCAACAAAAGUAGUUCGGAAAGCAUAAUUUGGAAAUAUUGUGAAAUGAUUUAGAUCAAUACAUGCAUUUGAGCAUUUUAUUUUAAAUGUAAGGCCAUUUUAGUAAACUAAUAAAUUAAAACACUUGAA
Messenger RNA from Bactrocera dorsalis (oriental fruit fly), 1518 nucleotides. RefSeq lists its product as uncharacterized. The transcript is spliced from 2 exons. The record is from RefSeq and is a predicted model, not a curated record. NCBI's taxonomy places the organism in Eukaryota, Metazoa, Arthropoda, Insecta, Diptera, Tephritidae. The coding region runs from base 689 to 1417 and encodes 242 amino acids.